This is a messenger RNA of Nannospalax galili (Upper Galilee mountains blind mole rat), 1451 nucleotides long. It is a transcript of the gene Tmed9, whose product is annotated as transmembrane p24 trafficking protein 9. Lineage: Eukaryota; Metazoa; Chordata; Mammalia; Rodentia; Spalacidae. Gene Ontology annotation, biological process: endoplasmic reticulum to Golgi vesicle-mediated transport; intracellular protein transport; Golgi organization. The record is from RefSeq and is a predicted model, not a curated record. The transcript is spliced from 5 exons. Bases 35 to 742 code for a protein of 235 amino acids. Gene Ontology annotation, cellular component: endoplasmic reticulum; endoplasmic reticulum-Golgi intermediate compartment; Golgi apparatus.
CGGCAGUCUGCGCCUGCGCGGCAGGUGGGGCAAGAUGGCUGGCGAGCAAGGCAUCCCGGUUGUUCCGACCCCACCCGGACGGUGGCUGGGUAGAGGGAUGCGGGCGCUCCUGCUGGUGCUGUGGUUUGCAGCUCGUGGGAGCGCGCUGUAUUUUCACAUUGGGGAGACAGAGAAGAAGUGCUUUAUUGAAGAGAUUCCGGAUGAGACCAUGGUUAUCGGAAAUUACAGGACACAGCUGUUUGACAAGCAGCGCGAGGAGUACCAGCCGGCCACCCCAGGGCUUGGCAUGUUCGUGGAGGUGAAGGACCCCGACGACAAGGUCAUCCUGGCCCGGCAGUAUGGCUCUGAGGGCAGGUUCACAUUCACCUCCCAUACUCCGGGUGAGCACCAGAUCUGUCUUCACUCCAAUUCCACUAAGUUCUCCCUCUUUGCUGGAGGUAUGCUGAGAGUUCACCUUGACAUCCAAGUGGGUGAACAUGCAAAUGACUAUGCAGAAAUUGCUGCCAAAGACAAGCUGAGCGAGUUGCAGCUACGAGUGCGACAGCUAGUGGAACAAGUGGAACAGAUCCAAAAGGAGCAGAACUACCAGCGGUGGCGAGAGGAACGCUUCCGGCAGACCAGUGAGAGCACCAACCAGCGAGUGUUAUGGUGGUCUAUUCUGCAAACCCUCAUCCUUGUGGCCAUUGGCGUCUGGCAGAUGCGGCACCUCAAGAGUUUUUUUGAAGCCAAGAAGUUGGUGUAGCUGUCUCACAGGCUAUCUUCCUUCUAGGCUCUAGGAGAAAGGCCCUCCUGGGACUGAUACCUCUCUGGCAGGAGGACUGGUUCUCAGCCAUAGAUGUUCUAGAGGGGAGAGGGACUACAAGCACGUGCACAUACACACACCCAAGACUCAAGCUGAGGGCAGCAACUUGUCUGGCUAAUACUGAGUAGGUAGUGGGGCAAGUCCUCCACCUCUGGACCUUUUACAGUCAUCACUCAGGGGCUGGUGAUGCCCUUGGUGUCUUAGAAUCUCAAUGUUACUGAUCAGGGAUGUGAGGCUGUUGUCUGGGUAGGUUGAGGGAGGGAUGUGGAUGGGUGGGUGGGUAAGCCAGUUUUCCUUCUGUCUUUGUUAACAUGGGAUUUUCAGCAGGUUAGGUGUGUUUGUGACCUGUUCCUUCUCUAGGAACCUUGCUUUUCUUGCCUUUGGCCUAGUCUCAGCUUGCUGAUCCAGGGUGUAUGUAUGUCAAUUAAAGGUGGGGUAGAGGGAGUCACAGUGCGGCAAAGUGGCCCAGAGGUUGAUCUUGGUUUCUUAUGGUUGUCCUUUCUGGGGCUUGAGAAACUGGUGUCCGGUCAAGCAGAGACUUUGGUGCUGGUUGGGGACAGAGCCUGCAGUGUCUUAGUUACUGAUUGUCAAUGAGUUUAGGUUUGUUACAUUGGUUUCCCAAUUAAAAAAAACAAAACAACACAAAAAA